AUGGAUCCUGAGGGUGAAGAAUAUCUUGCUGACGUGGGUGACGAAAGGUUCAGGCUUGAAUUAGCGCAUCCAAAUUCCCUUGCCGCGGAUGAAAAAAAAUCGUCGCGCGGUUGUGGGACUGCUUCAUUCAGUGGCUCUGAGAUCGACAAGCGUUCGGUUUCGUUGAUUGUCGCUGGUGGCAGAGACCUGAAAGGCGAAAACAAGAAAAGGAUCAACCAGUCGGGUGAGAGCAAUGAAGUCCGCGAUUUAAGAUCUGCGCUGACGAAAAGCCGUGAAGAGUCUGAAAAGUUAGGAAGACAACUGGUAGUUAUGCAGCAAAAGUUGGAUGCGGAGCUCUACAAUAGGAAAUUGGCCGAGCAAAAGCUAAGUGUGGCGGAAAAUGUGGUUGCAACGCAAAAAAAAGAAAUGGUUUUGCUUCAGCGCAGCGCCCAGUUAAGUCCUGGUGACGCAAAGGAUCGUAAGCUUGAAAACGCUCUCCGUGAGAUAGCGUUAUUGAGGUCAAAGGUUGAUGAAAUGAAUGAAACGAAGAGCAUUUCCCAGGGUGAAGGCUUUGCACAACUACGCGCGAGUGUUAGCAAGCUUUCUUCAGAAAAAAAUGAACUUAUCAACUGUUUAAGAAAGCAGAACAAACUCAUAGAUGUUUUGAAACGCCAGAAGGUCCAUUUAGAAGCUGCUGUUUUAGUUGAACUCGCUGAGAAAGAAGUUGAAAGGUAUUUUGACCUUGCGCGUUGA
Messenger RNA from Trypanosoma grayi, 732 nucleotides. RefSeq lists its product as hypothetical. The record is from RefSeq and is a predicted model, not a curated record. The transcript has a single exon. Bases 1 to 732 code for a protein of 243 amino acids. NCBI's taxonomy places the organism in Eukaryota, Euglenozoa, Kinetoplastea, Trypanosomatida, Trypanosomatidae.